CAUCGCCACUGUGGACCAGACUUCUGUCGGUAACAUUACUCUCUUCCUUCAUCAGACCCCGCGAGCUUCCGCAGUUAUUGUCGCAAUUCUCCAAAUGGAUCUGAUAAUAUUAACGGUUGUGUUUUGCCUUCAUGACGUCAUUGUGAAUUGCAACCCGGGGCCGUUAGUGGAUGUUGUUGUGGACCGGUACGAGAUCCCGAAAGUGUGUCCCCGAGAGGUGCAAACAGAAGAUUUUAUCCGUUAUCAUUUUAACGGUACCUUCUAUGCAGAUGGGAAAAAGUUUGACUCCAGUCAUGACAGAGGCAAAGCCUUCAUCAGCCAGGUCGGCCUGGGCAGACUCAUCACAGGGAUGGACCGCGGUCUUCAGGGCAUGUGUGUCAAUGAACAAAGGAGGAUCACAAUCCCCCCACACCUGGCCUAUGGGAGCAUCGGAACAGGUGGUGUGGUCCCUCCUGACGCUGUGUUGGUGUAUGAUGUGCUCCUGCUGGACAUAUGGAACGCUGAGGACAAGGUCCAGAUCCGCACACUCGGCAAACCUGCCAGCUGCCACCGCACCACCGUGGCAUCAGAUUUCCUCCGCUACCGCUAUAAUGGCACCCUGCUGUCCGGGGCAGCUUUCGACUCCAGUUACUCGAGGAAUGCGACCUAUGACACCUACUUGGGACAGGGCGACCUCAUCAAAGGCAUGGACGAGGGUCUUUUGGGCAUGUGCGUCGGGGAGAGAAGGAUCGUCAUCAUCCCGCCCUUCCUGGCGUAUGGAGAGACUGGCCACGGAACUCAGGUUCCUCCUCAGGCUACGCUGGUGUUUGAAGUGCUGCUGGUUGACGUCUUCAACCCGAAGGAUGAUCUGAUUGUAGAGGUGAAGGAGGCGCCUGAAGGCUGCACCCGCAGGACGCUGACUGGAGAUUACAUCCGCUACCACUACAACGGUAGCUUCCAGGACGGCACGGCCUUCGACUCGAGCUACGAGCGAAACAGCACCUAUAACACUUACAUCGGCAUGGGGUACGUGAUCCGAGGGAUGGACAAAGCCCUGCACGGGCUGUGCAUGGGAGAGAAGAGAAGGAUCACCAUCCCUCCUCACAUGGCGUAUGGCGAAGGGGGAGUUGGAGACCUCAUCCCUGCCUCAGCUGUGCUGGUCUUUGACAUUCAUGUCAUUGACUUCCACAACCCCAAAGACCCGGUCGAUAUUAAAGUUACCCACAUGCCUCGGGAUUGCAAAGCGACCACUGAAGCGGACGAUUUGAUUCAGUAUCGUUACAAUUGCUCCUUGAUGGACGGCACCCUGCUGUACUCCUCGGACCAGUUCGACGCACCUUCCAUCACGAAUCUCGGAGCGGACAAGGUGAUCCCCGGUCUUGAGCGAGGUUUGGGUGGCAUGUGUGUGGGCGAGAGGAGGGAGGUGGUCGUUCCACCACACUGGGGCCAUGGUGAAAAUGGAGCUGGAGAAGUUCCCAGGAGUGCAGUGCUCUUCUUUGAGCUGGAGCUGGUGGAGCUGAAGAAGGGUGUGCCUGAAGGCUACAUGUUCGUGUGGCUGGGAGACGGCCCAGAUCCCCUCUUUCCCGCUAUGGACCUCAAUGGUGACAAAGAGGUUCCUCUAGAGGAGUUUUCGGCCUUCAUCAUGCUACAAGUUGAAGAGGGCAAAGGUCGUCUUCGGCCAGGGGUUGAUGCCGAUGGCAUCAUUAAGGACAUGUUCAAUAACCAGGACCGCAAUAAAGAUGGGAAGAUUGUAGAAGGUGAACUGGAUGACGAGCCUGAGCAAGCGAGACGAGACGAGCUGUAAAGGGGACGCGAGCGAUAUUUAAUUGGUGGUAAGGAGCCGGCGUGCAGUGUUUCAAUCCCAGUCUUUACUGGGAUUGAAACACUGUUGAGCCUUUUAUUUAAAGGCAGUCGAGCAGUCUGCUUUGCUAGAUUCUGUUAAAAUAUGUUGUGCAAAGGAAACGAGUGUUUGAAAAAUGUGAAAGGAAGAACGAUGGUCUGUAGUGAAAUUGCGUCAUGUUGAAAAAAAGACAGAAAGAUUCACAUUGAACUACCCACGCACGCAUUUGGGCUGGGCCCUUCUUCCAAAAUAUGACUUUAUAAAAUGAGUAGUCGAUGCAGUGCCUCAUAUAAAAAUGUUGAGAAAAAACAUGGGUUGUACAGUGUAUGAGUGGUAAGUUUGUACAAUUAUAUAAUAAGUGUUGUAAAACAUAAAAUAAACUUUUAUAGAAAAAUGAUGACAACACCUGCUUUAUUUCUUCCACACUAUCAAU
Messenger RNA from Anarrhichthys ocellatus (wolf-eel), 2252 nucleotides. It is a transcript of the gene fkbp10a, whose product is annotated as FKBP prolyl isomerase 10a. Gene Ontology annotation, cellular component: endoplasmic reticulum. The coding region runs from base 95 to 1783 and encodes 562 amino acids. The transcript is spliced from 10 exons. The record is from RefSeq and is a predicted model, not a curated record. Gene Ontology annotation, molecular function: peptidyl-prolyl cis-trans isomerase activity. NCBI's taxonomy places the organism in Eukaryota, Metazoa, Chordata, Actinopteri, Perciformes, Anarhichadidae.